GCCGUGUUUGCCUGUGGUAGUGUUGUUUCGUGCUUGCGUGGGUGCGCUGUGUGCGUUCGUGUGCGUGCGUGUGGUUGUGCGUUUGUGUGUGUUUGGGUGCCGUGCUUGCCACACAGACACACGUGGGGGGAGCGAGACAAAGAGAGACAGAGAGAGACACAGAGAGAGAGAGAGAGAGAGAGAGAGAGAGAGCUGCGGAGAAACAUGAGCAGUCAGAGAGAGAGAGAGAGAGAGACGGCUGCCGGGAAACAUGAGAAGUGUGGUGUUCUAGAUUGAUGUUGCAAACCGCCAAAGAGUAGAACCUUCGUUUUUUCUUCGAAGUGGCGGCGACGGCUGCGCGUGAAAGAGGUGGGCCGCCCGAUCUUAUCCUUCCACCUCCUCCCUUGUUUGCCCUCGACUGUCCGUCUUUCGACAUUCUUUCGCAAUAUCUACGCGUCUCCCUUCCUCGUAGCGACCUAAACUCCGGCUUCUUGAGCUCCCGUCAUUGCGAGGAGCGGUGAGCAGCUCCGCGCGAAAGAGGAAAGUGAUCAGUGCGGAUCACUCUGUGUGUGUGUGUGUGUGUGUGUGUGUGUGUGUGUGUCUGUCUGUCUGGGGAGGAGGCUGGAAGCAAUCAGGUGCCUGUCUGUCUCUGUACGCUAGUUAGUGUUGCAGUGAAGAAGGUCUUAUCAGAUUCAGAUGGGGAGCGAUUCAGAGACUGAGAGAAAGGAGAAGUUAAAAUGGCAGUCUAUAUCGCCCAUUGCCAAGCCCCUCGCCGGUAAGAAGCUCAACAAGAAGGCGCUGAAGCUUGUGAAACGAGCUUCCAAGAGCAAGCAACUGAAACGAGGGGUCAAGGAAGUCGUGAAGGCUCUUCGUAAAGGAGCGAAAGGACUGUGUAUUAUUGCUGGCAACAUCUCGCCUAUCGACGUGAUAUCACAUCUUCCAGUUCUGUGUGAAGAAUCGGAUGUUCCAUACGUGUUCGUUCCUUCAAAAGAGGACCUUGGCGCCGCAGGGCAGAGCAAGCGGCCUACCAGCUGUGUUCUUGUCAUACCGUCAGGUGCCAAGGCAGAAGUUAGUGAAGAAGAUGCUGCCAAGCUGCAAAGUGAGUACAAGGAGCUGGUCGAAGAGGUCAAGGGCCUGGCUGUCAUUUACUAGGCGGCCAGAGUCCAUCGGGAUUGCCGAAGUCCGUGUACGUUAGCCACAAUUCCCAAGUCUGGGUUUGUCAGUGACAACGCGCUUGUUCCUGCUUCCAGCUGGAUCGUUGUCGUGCAAUUUUGACCUUUUUGAAGUUUUUUUUUUUUUUUUUUUUUUUUUUUUUACAUUGUUAAGUUUUUUUACCAUACCGUGCUGAUUUUCCUUUUUUUUUGUAUACAUUGUUAAGUUUAAGUUUUUUUACCAUACCGUGCUGAUUUUCCUUUUUUUUUUUUUUUUUUUUUUUUUUUUCGUGCUCCUCUUCUCCUACCCGUACCUCUGCUGCUGUGUAAAUACGGUGGGACAUUUCCUUGGCUGCGGUCAUGAGUGUUGCUCCUGGAGAUAGAAGUCCGUCCGUUGUUUACGGCAUCAUCCCCCUUUUGGGACGCCUUGCCUUCUCCUUUCAUUUUUGCCUUCUCCACCUAACUGCGUCUUUCUUUCUUUCUCUCUCUCUCUCUCUCUCUCUCUUUUUUCAUAGAUAACUGCGUCUUUCUCUCUCUCUCUCUGUUUCUUUUCAUAGCUAACCGCGUCUUUCUCAACUACUUUGUAGAUGCACACAUUUCUUUGGCCGUGUGCUUGUCAGGAUUGCUGCCAAAGAAAGAAGUCUGUUGAUCAGCGUGAACUCCCUUGGCAAGGAAACUGUCUGUCAGCUGCGGCUCGCUUUUUGUGGGUCGUGAAACAUCCAGCAGCUAUUUUUCAACUCCCCUUGUGCUGUAUAGAAAAAAGAUUGCGCUCACCUCUACAACAACCUGGGCUUUCAAAAAAAAAAAAAAAAAAAAAAAAAAAAGACUGCGGGGCCUGCAGGCGUAACGCAGUUGGUAAGGCACACGAGUUGCAUUCAGGAGGUCGUAGGUUCAAUACUGAUUGGCCUCAUUUUAAAGAAAAAAGAUUAUUACGGGGAAAGGAGGAGGCAAAGGAAAUGGAGUGGAAGGAGCUCAGGAAACCAGAUGGGUGAGAGAGAGUAUUGACGAGGCGUUUGUUUUUCGAUAUUGAUGAGAAAAGGUGUGGCAUGGUACCUGGCAUCUGCCAGUCUUCAAUCCGGGUGUUUUUUUUUUUGUUUUUUUUUUGAGCAAUCCGGAUUGAAGUAUCAGUUACUCAGUCAGCGCUUCAUUUUUCAUUUGUCUCCAAGUUCUUCACCAAGCUUGUUUUGUUCCGUACUGCAUUUUGCUUCCGUACAAAAGCAGGCAAGGGCCCUGCAAAGCAAAAUUUUGGGCUUGCCCUUUUACCUGAUAAAGAGGAGGAACUUUA
Messenger RNA from Chara braunii, 2415 nucleotides. The record is from the annotation of a GenBank genome assembly. NCBI's taxonomy places the organism in Eukaryota, Viridiplantae, Streptophyta, Charophyceae, Charales, Characeae.